AGAAGUCACUGGGGGAAAAAAGCGACGCUUUAAAAAGUGAUUAUUGCGGCGAGCACUAUGGAGGCAUACGAGCAGGUACAGAAGGGCCCCCUGAAGCUGAAAGGUGUGGCAGAGCUUGGCGUGACGAAGCGGAGGAAGAAGAAGGACAAAGACAAGACCAAGAUGCUGGAGACCAUGGGGAUGAGAAAGAAGAGCGAGGAGGAGAAGCAGCACUGCCUGGACAAGCGCACGCCGGCGCAGGCUGCCUUUGAAAAGAUGCAGGAGAAGCGGCAAAUGGAAAGGAUCCUGAAGAAGGCGUCGAAAACCCACAAGCAGAGAGUGGAGGACUUCAACCGACACCUGGACACACUCACCGAGCACUAUGACAUUCCCAAGGUCAGCUGGACCAAGUAACCUGCCCUG
Molecule: messenger RNA, 402 nt
Organism: Rattus rattus (black rat)
Lineage: Eukaryota; Metazoa; Chordata; Mammalia; Rodentia; Muridae
Product: protein FAM32A-like
Exons: 1
Coding region: 58-393 (111 amino acids)
Cellular component (GO): nucleolus
Source: RefSeq, a predicted model, not a curated record